Molecule: messenger RNA, 1485 nt
Organism: Trichophyton benhamiae CBS 112371
Lineage: Eukaryota; Fungi; Ascomycota; Eurotiomycetes; Onygenales; Arthrodermataceae
Product: MFS transporter, putative
Exons: 3
Coding region: 1-1485 (494 amino acids)
Biological process (GO): transmembrane transport
Molecular function (GO): transmembrane transporter activity
Source: RefSeq, a predicted model, not a curated record
AUGUCCAAGGAGAACGUCGUUGUUGACAUCGAGGCGGGUGUGCGAGACGGGGACAGCAGUGACGGUGUCAUCCUUGAUGUCGCUGUCGCCCGCCCAGGCACUGCUGCCGGCCUCAAGACUGCGCCAGACGGCCAUACAAUUCUUGUCCCCCAGCCCUCAGAUUCUACAGAAGACCCUCUAAACUGGUCCUCGGCGAAGAAGUGGAUAGUCCUUCUCAUCAUCUCCUUCGCGGCCUUCUUGCCCGAUUAUGGCUCUGCUGUUGGCGCUGUCACCCUCCUCCCGCAGGCCGAGAUAUGGCAUAUGACACCGGACGAGGUCAACCACUCUCAGGCUGGAAAUGUCUUUAUGCUUGGAGUCGGAGGUAUCGUCACUGUCAUUUGCUCCGCCUACUUCGGUCGUCUUCCGGUACUCUUCUGGUUCAUGGUCGGUGCCGUCGCUACCGCCAUCUGGUGCACCGCUGCCCAGUCAUUCGAGUCUUUCAUGGGCGGCCUCAUGUUCAUAAACGACAUCUUCUUCUUCCACGAACAUGCCAGGAAGAUCAACGUCUGGUCCAGCUUUAUUAUAGUCUCGCCCUAUCUCGGCCCCUUGCUCACAGCCUUUAUCAUCAACACCCAAAUAUGGCAGUGGGCAUUCGGCGUCUACUCCAUUGAGACUGGCCUCUGUUUCAUCGCUAUCAUUCUCUUCAUGGACGAGACCUACUACGACAGGAAGCUUCCUGUAGACCAACGGCCAGCCCGGGUCUCCCGUUGGAAACGCCUCAUCGGCACUGAACAAUGGCAAUCCCGUCACCAGCGCAACAGCUUUAAGGAUGCAUUCAUGCGACCCUUCAUUGUCAUAGCGAAACCAGCCAUGUUAAUCUCCUGCAUCGUCUACCUUCUCACUUUCGCCUGGGUCGUCGGCAUCAACACUACUCUUGCCAUCUUCCUCGUACCCGUCUACAACUUUGGCCCCAAACAAAUCGGAUUUUUCUAUUUCACACCCGUCGUUGCUGCUAUUUUAGGUGAGAUCGUCGGCCACUGGUUACACGACCGCGUGGCUAGCCUCGCCGCCUCCCGCAAUCAAGGCCGAUUUGAGCCAGAAGCCCGAUACCUCGUUACCUGGAUAAGCACUCCCUGCAUCUGCGCCGGUCUCAUCCUGCUUGGCUUUGCCCUUGAGCGUGAAUAUCACUACAUGCUCGCCUCCUUGGGCUGGGGUCUCUACGUUUUCGGCAUUAUGAUUACCACCGUCGCAACCAGCGCAUACGUUCUAGAUAGCUACCCAGAAGCCAGCGGUGAGGUCGCUGCCUGGCUCAACUUCUCCCGUUCCACGGCUGGUUUUAUCGUAAGCUACUUCAUGGUUCGCUGGGCCGGAGACCAAGGACCUAUUCGUCAGUUUGGUGCCAUGACAGGCAUCUGUGGCUUCGCCUUCGUGAUGCUAUUGAUAUUCCAGUUUUUCGGCAAGAGAAUCAGGCGCUGGGCUGGUCCGGUCAACUUUAAGACCCUCUAA